UUAAUGCAUUUCCGGUUUAAGCGUUAAUUGUUGUUGUUGUCGCCGCAGAAAUUAAGAAAUAUGGACAAAAGAUCAGGAAACGUACCUGGCUUACCUCCAGGAUGGUCAAGGGAAGAAUGUGUAAGACAGUGUGGUUUGUCGGCUGGAAAAACAGAUGUGUUCUAUAUAAGCCCAGAUGGAGUUAAAAUUAGAAGCAAGCCCCACUUAUCUCGUUACCUUGGCGAGGCAUUUGAUCUAAGUUCAUUUGACUUUAGGACAGGAAAAAUCAUCAGUAGUUCUCAUAGAAAAAGUAAGCGCCACAAAGGAUCAUCAUAUGACUAUGCCAGAGGGAUCAGACAGGACGCCAACCUUGCAUUGCCAAUUCGUCAGACAGCUUCAAUAUUUAAACAGCCUGUGACAGUGAUCAGGAACCAUCCCGACAGUGCAACUAAGUCAGAUCUCAAACAUGGCCCUCAAGAACCCCCACGACAGUUAUUUUGGGAGAAGAGACUUCAGGGCCUUCGAGCGUGUGACAGUACUGAAGAACUUAUUCAAAGCUUAGAACUCCCUAAAACUGUUCUAGGGAUAGGACCAGAGUUGACAACAGAGAAUAUACUACAGAGUAUAUCAGCAGCACUUCAUCUUGGAGCUGUCCCUAUCAUAGGUCAGCAUAGUAACAAGAAUCUGGUACAGAAAAAUCCAGGUGUUCACAUGGAUGUUAACCAACCACAUAUUCAGCAACUUAUUGUAUCAGAUGAGGAUAUAAAGAAACAAGAGUCUAAAGUGAAUGAGGCUAGACGUAAACUACAAGAGGUGAUGAAAACAUGAAGAAUCAUAAACAGGCAGAUGAAUAAAGUGAUGUGAUGUGCCACAUCAAAUUUUGACCUGGUGUAGCUUACCUUUGAGACAUAGGGAGAUGUGUAAUAGUGAACAUUUUGUACAGACGUAUUAUGUGAAUGUUAUACUUGUACAUACAUCAUGAUGUCAUAAAACAUGGUCUCAAACUCAUGUCUUCAUGUAGAAAUGGUUUGUGAAUAGAAU
Ruditapes philippinarum (Manila clam) is the source of this 1020-nucleotide messenger RNA. Its product is annotated as methyl-CpG-binding domain protein 2-like. Bases 61 to 807 code for a protein of 248 amino acids. NCBI's taxonomy places the organism in Eukaryota, Metazoa, Mollusca, Bivalvia, Venerida, Veneridae. The transcript is spliced from 7 exons. Gene Ontology annotation, molecular function: DNA binding. The record is from RefSeq and is a predicted model, not a curated record.